AUGCACGGCGUGGUUCACGGCACGUUGGGCGGCACGGGGGAUCGCGUGCUGGAUGGGCUGUCGCAGAUUUGGUUCAUCUUCAUCCUGCUGGACGUGGUCCUAACUGCUGCCACGUGGAUCGCUGGAGGCGCCGCGGAGCUGCUGGUUCUGUCGUUCGCAAUGUGCCCUUGGUGCGGCCAUCAGUUCCACUAUCAUAGGGACUUCUUCCAAGGAGUGAUGGCAUGCCCUCGGUGCUUCCAUCCCCUUAGAUGUGCGCACUGA
This is a messenger RNA of Closterium sp. Yama58-4, 261 nucleotides long. Lineage: Eukaryota; Viridiplantae; Streptophyta; Zygnematophyceae; Desmidiales; Closteriaceae. The record is from the annotation of a GenBank genome assembly.